AUGUCUUAUUCGCAUCCAUCACUGGUGACCACUGACCAUUUUAGCCGAAUAUUUGAUUUUGUCGGUCAACAUCAAUGGAUUUACAAUUUUCAAUUGACCAAUUUUUUUUCUGAAGAAGUGUGGACUCAAGCACCCGCAGAAUGGCUGUCUUUUCUCACCAACAUGUCUGCUGAUGAGCUAAAAGAAUUGCCCUACAAAGCAUGCUGGGAUGGAUGUCCAGACUCACUGCAACAUUUCCUGGAAACGUGUUUAGACUUGUCCUUGCCUCGAAACCAGACAGACACUCUGGAACCGACCAAACUUGAGCCACGUUUUCUCCAGGGUCUGACUGCUAAAAAGCAACAUGAGGUCACUUACAUGUCCAGUUACAUUCAUCGCCUUGCAACAAAGAACAGCAUCCAACAUGUUGUGGACGUUGGUUGUGGUUUAGGUUACUUGGAUCAUGUGCUGGCACAUGUGUAUGGGUAUCAAAUUCUGGGAAUUGAAUGCAGUGAGGCAUUUGCCCACAAAGCUGAAGUCCGAGGUUCUAACCUUGGUCAACUUUUAAACAAUCAAAAUGCUGGACACCUGUUUACCUGUGCCUUGAAACUGAAGGAAUCUACAGAGAGCUGCCAACAGUUUCAACUGGCCGUUGCCUCCUACUUGACCCCUAGUCUACAGCCACUGAUGAUGAUUGGGCUGCAUUGCUGUGGUGAUCUGACCCCAACAAUGCUCAGAUUUUUUCUGCAACUGGACAGUGUACAAACACUGAUUUGUGCUAGCUGCUGCUACCACAAAAUGGAAUACAAUGAUAGUAAACAGAGAUUUACCAACUUUCCCUUGAGUCAGGCCGCACAGACAGCUUUGGCCUCAGCCAGUGGAGGAAUGUCACAGAAACAUCUAAAUAUUUAUGCCAUGCGUCUAGCAGCACAAGAAACUAGAAGCCGUUGGUUCCUGCAAACUGCUGAAGAACAAAACUUCCACACCAAGAAUGUUGCAUUCCGAGGUCUCCUGCAAAUUCUCUUAGAGAAACACGGUAUCAAACCUGCAAAACAUGGAUGUCGUGUGACGAGGAAAGCAGAUUUUGCAACUGCGGAUUCUUACAUCAAUGCAGUUUUGUCCAAGCUACAAAUCACAUCAGGCAAGUGUUUCUUCCUUUUUUUUUUUGUUCUUAAGAGCUAUACGCAGGUGCAAAAACUCCGAACUGAAUUUCUUUCAUUAUGUGAACAAAACAGAAAAUAUUUUGGCUUUAUUGAACCAAUUACGUCACUGCAAGUUCUUCUCCAGCCAGUUUUAGAGUCCCUUAUUCACCUGGACCGGCUAGCAUUUCUUCAAGAACAAGGCACCAAAGCCGAUCUGAACUCUUAUUCUCUCUCUAUCAAUGAUGUAGAUGCUCACCCUCUCUCUCUAAAUUAUGUAGAUGCUCACCCUCUCUCUAUCAACAAUGUAGAUACUCGCCCUCCCUCUAUCAAUGAUGUAGACACUCGCCCUCCCUCUAUCAAUGAUGUAGACACUCGCCCUCCCUCUAUCAAUGAUGUAGACACUCGCCCUCCCUCUAUCAAUGAUGUAGACACUCGCCCUCCCUCUAUCAAUGAUGUAGACACUCGCCCUCUCUCUAUAAAUAAUGUAGACGCUCACACUCUCUCUAUAAAUGAUGCUCGGCCUCUCUUUAUCAAUGAUGUAGACACUCACCCUCUCUCUAUAAAUGAUGUAGUCGCUCUCUCUCUCUCCAUAAAUGAUGUAGACACUUGCCCUCUCUUUAUCAAUAAUGUAGAUGCUCACCCUCUCUCUAUAAAUGAUGUAGACACUCACUCUCUCUCUAUAAAUGAUGUAGUCACUCACCCUCUCUCUAUAAAUGAUGUAGACGCUCGCACUCUCUCUAUAAAUGAUGUAGACACUCGCACUCUCUAUAAAUGA
Acanthosepion pharaonis is the source of this 1896-nucleotide messenger RNA. The record is from the annotation of a GenBank genome assembly. Lineage: Eukaryota; Metazoa; Mollusca; Cephalopoda; Sepiida; Sepiidae.